UUUUUUUGUGUGUGGGUGUGCGGGUCACGUGAGGCCUAGGAAGGUUCCCGAGUGAAGCAUUGUAUUUCCGGUGUCCUAAUGACUUUCCUUGCCGGUGUCGGCGCAUGCGCAGUCCGUGGGUAAAGCUCGGGCAAGAUGGCGGCUCGCUGCUCCUCGCGUUGGUUGUCCCUUGCCGUGUCUGGAGCCAGGGGACAGCUGCUCUCAGGGGCUCAGCGGUGGCCCUCAGGGGCUCAGUCGGCGCUGUGGGUGGCCCUGCGAGGAGCAGGCCGGGCCCCUGCACUGGGUGAGUGGAUGGCAGGUCACUGACCCCCUGCACCAUGCAUGGCAUGCAGUGCUUAUGGUGUGUGAUUGCAGCCAGCGUCAUGGCUGAGCUUUAUCUGUUACCCUCUUACCAGGGCUGGGCUGGGCAGGGGGGCCGAAAGGUUGGUCCUUAGAAACACUUUGCCAACUUUUAGUGUCUUGCAAAGCAUCCCUGGGCAAUGUAGUCCUGCAGAGGUUGGAGUGUCCACCAUGUGGUCAGCAUUGGAGUACACUGAGAGAGAGCCUGAUAUGCAGGUUACCUACAGCCCAACAACUGCUGGGGGGGGGCAACGUUUACACUGCUCUCAGUAUUUGUUGUUGAAAAUACAGCAGGUCAUGUUAUAAAUGAACAUACAAAAUUAACCCCCUACUACUCCUUGGUGGCAGCAAUGAAUAUAGUACACAUUAGCCCCAAUACAUACAGCAGUCUAGACUGUAAGCGCGUUUGAGCAGAGCCCUCUUCAACCUAUUGUUCCUGUAAGUUUUUUUUUUUUGUAAUUGUCUCAUUUAUUGUUAAAUCGCCCCCUUUGAUAAUAUUGUAAAGCGCUACGGAAUAUGCUGGCGCUAUAUAAAUACCAGUAAUUAUUAUAAUAGAAACCUCAUUAGAGAUUUUACCUUUGAACAGAAAGCUGCAAGGUGAAGUGUUAGUAUAGGACUCGUCUAAGAGGUUUUGCCUUGACAUGGCAGGGAAGCGUGCACUUGAAUGGCCACUGGAGUGAUACUAAAAGAACCUCCAGUUAUUUGAAUGUGCAUAGGGAUUUGGCAUUGGGCUCAUAUGUUAAAUAAGAGGCUAGACCAGGCUUCCCCAAACUCCGGCCCUCCAGAUGUUGCUGAACUACAGCUCCCAAUAUUCCCAGCUUAUCUAUUUCAUUCAUAGAAUCAUGGGAGUUGUAGUUUAGCAACAUCUGGAGGGCCUGAGUUUGGUGAAACCUGGGUUAGACUGUGGGUCUCUAAAAACAAAAAAAAAAAGUUUUUAAAAGCUUCACUUUGAGGGAAAAACAGAUGUUGCAUUAUACAAUUUCCAGAUAUGAAGUUUGGUGAGCAUACUGUACAUAGGGAGUCUCUGGUAUUACAGGUUGUUAUUCUCGAUUUACUGGGGCGGAUAAAAGAUUAACCUUUCCUAUAGCAAUGGUAGCAAGAACACUUUACUACAAAGGGAGAAAUUGGUAGAUUGAAGGGGGAGAAAAAAAACGUGUGGUUUAUCCAAUUUUAUUUGCUUUAAUAAAGAAAUGAUAAUCAAUGAAAAAACGAAUGCGAUGUUUCCCCAAGUUAUUGCACAUGUUCUAGAAUAUGCACGUUUUGCUAAUUGUUUCCUGAGUUCCAUAAACGUUCAGAAGUCAGUGAUCUUUUAAUUAAUAUGUGCCGUGAUCCGAAAUAAAUCUUUUAAGAGAGACUGUUUGUCAAUAAUGUAAAGCACUACGGAAUUUGUUGGCGUUAUAAAAAUGGCAAUAAUAAUAAUAAUGGAGUGUCCAGAACAUUGCAAAGUUUUACAGGGAUUGAUACAAUCAUCCUUACUAAAAGUGCAUCAUAUUGUCUUUGUUUACAAAGCAAGUUAUUGCUAUGGAGGAAAUUAAAGGGACACUCCAGGCACCCAGACCACUUCUGCCCAUUGGAGUGGUCUGGGUGCCAACUCCCACUACCCUUAACCCUGCAACUGUAAUAAUUGCAGUUUUCAUAAACUGCAAUAAUUACCUUGCAGGGUUAACUCCUCCUCUAGUGGCUGUCUACUACUAGACAGCCACUAGAGGGCACAUCCUCCUUCAUAGCACUGGUUUUCUGUGCUAGAGCGUUGCUGGACGUCCUCGUGCUGUGUGAGGACCUCCAGCGUCGCUCAAUUCCCCAUAGGAAUGCAUUGAAAAGCAUUUUCAAUACUUUUCUAUGGUGAGCUCUAAUGCGCAUGUGCGGCAUUGCGAUGCAUGCGCAUUAGGUCUCAUCAGCUGGCGGGUGGGAUCAGUCUCCCCCGCCGCUGCAGCUCCUCCCCUUCAUCAUGUCAGCCGGCGGGAAAACUGUUUUCACCCCUUCAGCAACUGGGGAUGCGGGGUGGGAGGGAUAGGGGACCUGCAGUGCCAGGAAAACUGAGUGUUUUCCUGGCACUGGAGAGUCCCUUUAAGUGAUUUUCUUUUAUUUAUUUAUUUAUUUAUUUAUUUAUUGAAAUGUCAUCAGUUAGAUGAUCUAUUUCAAGUGCUAAAUCAUUUCAGCUAACCGAUGCCAUUAUAUACAUUUAAGACAUCUUGUGCUUCUGCUUCCAAUUUGUAGGCACCUCCCAAUUUCAUACCAGUUCAAUCUCUUACAACAAAGCUGAUUUUUACCAGAUUCUGGGAGUCCCUAGGAAUGCCAGCCAAAAGGACAUAAAGAAGGCUUAUUACCAGGUAAAAUAUCCCAUAUUUGCUGUUUCUGCACUGCUGCAAAUAGACUUGUUUAUAUAAGUUUGUGUGACACUAGGAAUCGGGUUAAUAGUUAAUGGCACUAUGACUGUUAAAGUUAUAACGAAACCAGUUCCUUUUCCUUUUACGUUUAACAUUCUGAGCUGUGAUUUUAGUCUAGUUCUCAUGAGUACAAUGCUCUUUUUCUGCUGUGGUAGUAUGAAGCAGGGUUUCUGAAGCAGUCAGUCAAGCUCUGGUUGGACAAAAAAAUAAAACCGAGCAAAUUUCACACAGGGUUAUUUGGUCUUGAAAUUCGAGGCCAAAAUUUGUUGAACUGGGAACAUUUUCCAAGUCAGCUAUGCUUUUAGUUUGGAAAAAUUGGUCUAAAUCUGCUUUAAAUUCCUGACAAUUCUCACGUUCGUGACUAACCCAGACAGUCUUAAAAUAAAAAUGACAAAAUAGUAGUGAAAUAGUUACGAAGUUAAAAGCAAGCUAACCAAAUAUGCUUAAAAACACAGAAUAUUGCAAUGUCAUCACUAAUAUAUAUACUUCUAACCGUCAAAUAUCAUGCAAAUCCCAUAGUUAAAAGUUAAAUUGCUUACUUGGUAUCCAUGAAACCACAAGACUCCAAAGUACCUUGAUUGCAUCAGCAAUGUCAGUUAAGGUUCCACAAGCAACGUAGUCAAAUAGGAGAAUAGUACAUAGUGAGAUACUGUACAUUUGUAUAGCUUGAUAUCGUAAGUUUCUAUCUGAACGUUUAACAUUCUGUGUUGUUGUGUAACUGCCAUCAUUCUAUUGGAGUCUUGUGGCAUAAUUAUGGGAAUUAUGAUUAACGGUUAGAGAGUCUGUGUAUAUUGGGGGUUAAUCCAUGUCUUCUCAUCAUAUGACCUAUUAUGUCAUCACUCCCUGAGCUGUGGGCCACACUUCUUUUGUUGUGUCUGUUUACAUUAUUGAUUUUUGUAUUCUUAUCUACAUGUAAAAUACAUGUAUUUAAGUUUUCCAAUGCAAACCGCCUCCGGCACAGUGGAACUUUUACGCUUAGCCCCUAAUUAGAAAGGGAGUUGAGUAGGACAAGCAAGCUUGGGCUAACGUCAAAUCCUUACCUGCUGAAAAACUGAUUUCAAUGAUGUAUAUCAAUUUUAUAAGGAUGCUCCAAGCGCUAUAGAAACCUAUCCUUUCUUUCUGCACACACUUAUUUACAGCUGCAGCAAUUGGUAAACAUUGCUGGAGUUAUAACCCUGCCCCUUCAGUUUUAAGCUUCUUUGUGCAUCGACAGGAGACCUGUUUUUCACCUUACCCUGUGCAAGUCGCUUUCAAGCUCUGAUUGUCCAUUAAUUUGUCCUCCUUAAACUUUGGUGGCUCACGCUAAUAAUUGGCUUGACAUACCCCAAGACCCAGUUGCUUAAUGGGCGAUAUGCAGUAUUCCUUUAUUAGUGUCUCAUACAAAUGGGAUGAUUCUUAGGCAUCAAUGGGGCUGGUGUAUCCUAUAAAGUUGUGCUGAAUGAAUUCUGAUGAAAAGAACUGGAGAUUGCAGGAAUGCAUACUUCAGUCUUCAGUGCAGGGAGACUCUCUGUCCAUUCAUUACUAGAGAAAUCAAUGUCCUAGCCUCAGCUAGCAUACUACAUGCAGUAAGUAUUUCUCUGAUCACGCUUUGUAAGGAUUGGAUCCCCCAGUGGGUGAUAAUGGAUUGUAGAAGAACAGUUUUACUGCUGUGUUUUGUGAUAGAUUUAUGUAUCUAACGAACAUCUCUUUUCUUACCGUGCAGCUAGCCAAAAAAUACCAUCCAGACACCAACAAGGAAGACCCUCAGGCUAAGGAGAAAUUCUCACAAUUAGCAGAAGCAUAUGAGGUAAACGAAUAUCACGCUAAUAUGUUUAUGGAAGGGAAUAACUUUUCAGCUGCACAGUUUGUGUUAGAGGAUGAGAUAAGUUCCUUACUGUGUAACCUCAGAUGUUCCUCUAAACAUGAUUUGUUACAGCACUGAUCACUUUCCCUGAAUGGGAUAAUCUCGGCUCCAUAAAUACUACAGCUUAUUCAAGCAGUUGUGUUGCUAGGAGGCUAAUGGGCCAGUGCCUCCAUUUUUGUGGAACUAUUUUAAAGCAGUUUUCCUAAGUCCAGACCCUAUACCGCUGAUGAAAUAAUGAGGAAAUAUUACUUCCUCACUAUCUGUCUGUACUAUUUGUUCACAUUAACAGGGUUUGGCUAAUCAAUAAAUUGACACACUCCCGGUAGUGGUUAUGGUACUUUGAUGUCAUGUGUAUAUAACCUCAUUGGAAGGGGGGGCAUAUGGUGAAUUGUAUCUGUCUUAAGAUUAUUUAAAGGGGGGAAACGUUGUGAAUGGGUGGGUGCUUGGGAUGAAGGGUUAUCCGUCUUGAGGCAGGACUUCUAUACUAGCAGUGUAGUUACAUAUAAAUGUUUGGAGCUGGUAGGUUGCAUGGGUUUUUAUAAAGAUUGAUUCUGUGGGUAAAGUUCUAAAUGUAGAGCGAUCAACAGGAAAAUUCCAUUGGUUCCCACAUGGUGUUUGCAAAGUGAUUUCUAGGUCCACAUUGUACUCGCAUAGUGCUCAGUCAGAUUUCUUUCAGUUUGUUGUUUUAGUUGAUACUUGCACGUUAUGGGAAGGACAUGUGUUACUUUAAUCUGUUCAUACACUUUUCUUCAGGUUUUAAGUGACGAAGUUAAACGCAAGCAGUAUGACACCUAUGGUACUGCUGACUUUGCUGCUGGGGCAGGUGGAGGGGGACAACAUUUUUGGAAAGGCGGUCCCAGUGUGGAUCCAGAAGAACUCUUUCGUAAGAUCUUUGGAGAAUUUUCUGGUGGGUCACCUUUUGGAGACUUCAAUUCAAUAUUUGAGCAGCCACAGGAGGUGAGACAUUUAUUUCAAGAUUUUUAUUUCACUACUGUAACAUAAUGAACACUGAUUCCUGGUCAGAAAAAAAAAUACAUUUUAUCUUUCCUAUUGUAAUAUGAAAUCCCUACUUUCAUGAUAUUUGCUGUUGAGUGACAAUGCUAAACUCUGCAGCAAUUAAAUGCUUAAACAGGGUGCCCUCCACCUAGUUGGAGAAUCAGUACUGUCAGUAUGGCUCAAACAAGAUAAAAGGUUUAGCAGUUACUUGGUUUUGAUUUUAAAAAAUGAUUAAUAAAACCGUGAAUGAUGUCACCUAAAACAUUUACUUAAAUAAAAAUCAAAUAGUGCUCUGAAAUAUGUAUACCUUUUUUUUUUUUUUGGCACAAUGUUAGAGAGACGCAAGGUGCAUUCCGGGGGAAAAUACAUUCUAAGCACAAAAUAGAAAUAACCAGGAAAUGUUUAAACAUAGUGUGUACUUUCUUCUAACCCUUUUUUAAGUUUAAUCAAAAUGUUAUAUGUUAUAUACUCAACUGAUUCCUAAAUUUACCCACUUCUAUUAGUAAUUAUUAGCUACAAGCAUGACAGGGAAUUUACAAACUUUUUUCAAUUCACAGUACAUCAUGGAUCUAACAUUCAUUCAAGCAGCAAAGGGAGUGAACAAGGAUAUCUCUGUAAAUAUCACAGACACGUGUCAGAGGUGUGAUGGUAAAGGCAACGAACCAGGAACUAAAUUGCAGCAUUGUCACUACUGCAAUGGCACUGGCAUGGUAAGGAGAUCGUGAGCGCAUUGCCCGUCUAUAGUAGAUUGUUUGCAAUGCGUCUCAGGCCUCAGAGCAACCGUUCUCAUUCCCCGUUAUCUUUCUGCAGGAGACUAUUAACACAGGCCCAUUCGUUAUGCGGUCGACAUGCCGGCGCUGUGGUGGGAGGGGAUCCGUGAUGACUAACCCUUGCCUGUCUUGUAGAGGAACCGGUCAAACCAAGCAGAGGAAGUCUGUAACGGUUCCUGUCCCUGCAGGUUGGUGCUCUGAUCUAAUAUCAGAUUGUUUAACCAGAAAGGAUACAUUUAGUUUAUAUAUAUAUAUAUAUAUAUAUAUAUAUAUAUAUAUAUAUAUAUAUAUAUUUUUUUUUUGUAUAACUUGUUUGUAUUAAUCAACAAACAUAAAUAUCUUAACAAUCUAGAGAAACAUGAAAUAAUUUCAAGUACAUACAAGGUGGGAAAAUAGUUGCAUAAACCGUGUAAAUAUGACAUUAAUUUAACCGGCAGAUAAGUGUAGGAAAUAAGGCAAAGAAAGAAACAAGACCCUGUGUCUUCUAAAAGUUCUAAAGAGGUUUGGGACCACAGGGCAGACAGUGCUGGGUAAGAACAUUCGCUAGUUUUGUGGUUGUAUUGUCCAGCUGUAUGUUGUUCAAGGCCAGGGCACAUGCUAGAGUCUGCUGCAGCAGGGAGCUGUCUCACCUGUCCGCUGUGUGCAAAAUGUGGCCUUUCCUCCGUUUUGUUUCUUCCUGUUUUAACAGUCUGAGCGUAAUCAGAACUCUUGUUAUAUUCAAUGUGACUCGUGCUGGCACUGAUUUUGAAUAGAUACCUUUUGUAAGGGCAAUCUUAAAGAAGCAGCUCGGUCUCAAAAAUGUUGGACACAUGCAUACAAAUAUCUCUGAGGUCAAAGUACAUUGUCUCCUAAUUAAAUUAUCUGACAUAGUUGUUUUUUUGUUUUUUUUAUAUGUAUUUUUUUUUCUCACAGGUGUGGAAGAUGGGCAGACAGUGCGAAUGCCAGUGGGAAAGAAAGAAAUAUUUAUAACUUUUCGAGUAAGUAGGAAUUUCUUAUUUAUCUUGUGCCCAAACAUUGCUCCAGUGCACCCAGGUAGUAACUGUAUAAAUUCUUAGCUUCAUUUAUGCUCUCAGAACGUGCUUAUUGCAUUAUUGAACUCUGUACAGCAGAGGGCAGUAGGGGUUCAUUCAAGAUUUGCUCAAUCUGCUUCACUUAAAGCCAAGUGCAGGUUACAGGGUCUUGCAUCACUCACUUUGAUCUGUGCAUCUCCUCUCUCAAUAAACACUGUAUAAAAUCAAAUGUGAUCUAGGUAUCUAUCGGACAAAGUGGUACUGCACCUAGCCACAGCUCACUUUUCUGAGUGUGUGGUUUUUUGGGGAGGUGGGGGGGGGUUUACAUUUUAUCACUGCUCUGUGGAUAUUACAUUUCCUUACCACCUGCAAAAACCAGACUGGCUUCUACAUGUUUGUGGCUCCUAAAUUGCUAAACCAUCAACUUAAUUAGAUAUUUAAGAGACAUGAAAUCUAACGCUACGUAUAUCCUGUUCCUACAGAAUGUUGUAUUAUUAAAUAUUGUGUCCUUUAAUUGUUUUUAAAAGAAUCUGUUAAAAGUCGUGUAAAUUGAGCAUUCGAUGUGUAUAUGUUCGGAUGUGUGCGUGAGUAUAUAUUUAUAGCUAUCUCAAAAUGGCCAUUCCUAAAAUGGCCAUUCCUAGCUCUGAUGUUUUUGUGAAAGAAUUCUAUCAGUAAACUCACAUCUUGUUGCAGGUUCAGAAAAGCCCCAUCUUUAGACGAGACGGGGCAGAUAUCCACUCAGACCUGUUUGUGUCAAUCGCUCAAGCAGUCUUGGGAGGCACGGCCCGUGCGCAAGGACUUUACGACCCAAUCAAUGUUGCUGUAAGUUUGACUUUUAGCAUUUUCUUGUUUUUUUUUUUUUUGCCCUAGUCACAAAAAUGGGGUAUUAUAAAUCCUGAUCGAUAAAAUAGGCAGUGCCACACAGAAUGGGUGAUUAAAAUGUUACGAUAUUAACAGGCAAUGUUUUAGCUUUUAACCAGCUCAUGCACAAACCUACAUAGAAUAGCACCAGGGUUUCUGUAUCUGGAGAUUUGUUUGCCAGUUGUUGACGCCUCUCUUUUUAUUUUACCCACCUCGCUACUCCUUCAGAUACCAGCUGGAACACAAGCAGAUCAGAGGAUUCGAAUAAGCGGCAAAGGAAUUCCAAGAAUGAAUAGCUAUGGUUAUGGAGAUCACUACAUCCACAUAAAGAUCCGUAUCCCAAAGUAAGAGAAAUUGCAUUCAGAAAAAAAUACUCUGUCAUCUGCUGUUUAGGAACUAUUCCAUUGUCUGCUUUGUUUUAGUUUGGUUUGGGGUUUUUUUUUUCUCUCUCGAUAAAGACUUAUUUUUUUUUUAUUUUUUUGAUCCUUUUUCUGCUCUAUGUUCUCAGGCAGUUAACUGACCGUCAGCGGGUACUAAUGGCAAGCUUUGCUGAGGAUGAAACAGAAGUGGAGGGCACAGUGAAUGGGAUCACAAAUACAUCAACAGGUAAGUUAUUGUAACAUUCCAUCCUAAGUCCAGAUACAAAACCAAUAUAACUUUAUUGAUGUUUGUGUUUUAGUGUUAAGCUAGCAUGGCCUCUCUAAUAACUUGAUCUAACUCGGUUCUAUUUUUUUAACUUUCCCAGUUUAAAAUGUUGUAGCAGUUAACCUGUGCCCCUCUGAUUUAGUACCAGAACGUAAUCAUCUCCAGACUUCUAAAGCCCAAGACUUUGACUAUACCCAUAAUUGAAGGGAAGGUUCCCCUGUCUGUGUGCACCCACCUGUCUAUUUCUUGCUCACAGCUACCCUAUGGACCUCCUUUAUUGGGCUUUAUACUAUAGUUCUUUUUAGCUUCUCCUUUCUUUUCUUUGACAUAGCUUUUUGGAGUCUGUGCCUUAACUUCUGUUUAUUCUAUGUUUUCACCUUAGCCGGUUCCUGCUAUAUGAAAUGGUCACAUUAGUUUUAGUUACAUGUUUAUCAAUUAGACGGCUCUAAACACGUUUUUCCUACGCUCUUUGUUUUGUGCACAUAUUGGGCAUAUUUUUUUGCAUCUGUAUUCACGUCAAAGAACUGGAUGUUUUAGACUAUGCGAGGACGUGUUUCAGUAGUAAAAACCCCUGAUGCCUGUUUGCUGUUUUGUGCCCAAUAGGCAGAGCCCAGCACAGACCUGCAGCUGGGGAAGAGAGUCCUGAGGCUGAGCAGGCAGGGCAGAACAAGGAGGGAUUCCUAAGCAAACUAAAGAGAAUGUUUAGCUCCUGAAAUCCUGGUGAGGUAGGAACAGACUGUUUUUAUCUGUAACCCUCUGAGCAAGCGAUCCCUCCUGCUUGCUAGUAAACUGAAAAGCAGGAAUUUAAAAAUUACAAUCCGUAGUAGUUUUAAGGGACAAUCUCCUUUGGUUUUAAUUUUAUAAAGCAGCAAGAUAUUUAAUGUUUGCUUACAAACAAGUUGUAAAAAUUAGAUGACGUCUUGGUCUGUUGGAGCUCCCAAUGCCAAUCUAGUGGGUACUCUUUUUACAAGUUGAUCUUGGGUGUCUCCUUACUGCCUAGCCUUAGAACAUGGAUACUCUUCCACAGCUGCAAGUAUGUGCCUUUAUUGCCAUUUAAACCUCUCGUGUGGCCUCUCUGAUAAGUCUAAGCCAGGGCUACUCAGCCUAUAUCUCACAAGUGUUUUGUAUCACAUUCAUCUCUAAAAAGAUCCGUGUGUAUGCAGAGCAGAUUUGGAGAAUAGUGUUAAAUGUGGAAUAAUUGUCAGGGACAUACGGGUGGUUUCCAUAACAGUGGUACCUCGUUUAGAACUUUGACCUCAGAAUUACUUUUUAGUUCUGUAUUUUUGUGACAGCGCUAGCAGGGAUAGUAAAGGCUGUGUUAACACGAAGACUGAUAAAUUCUUUGAAUGUGCUUGUGUUGAUGGGUUUAUUUAAGUCAGUGGUUCCCAAACCGGCCUCAAGGCACACCAAUGGCCCAGGAUUUAGUAAUGUUUUGUAAUUCUUUUCCAGUGGGAAUAAUAAUGACACAUCAUGUACAUGUAGUUUCCCUUGAGGAACUGGUAUGGUAACCAUUGGUCAAUGCCACAUUUUAUAUUUAGGAAUGCAUCUGUGUCUUUCAGGAAAAAGAUCAACCAGCAACUAGUCUAGAAGCAACACUAGAGCAAUUCCUUUGGACUAUGAAGUUGUACGUAUCUAGUGAUCCUGUGAUCUUCCACACGCCAAGCAGGAUCCGCCAGUUCCAUGUCCAUAUAUUAACAAAGCAGACACCAUGAUAUUCAUAACAGCCAGGUUUUGGGCUCUGAAAUUGAAGUAAGGAGGCUAUCAGCAAACCGCCCAUGUUAUUCUAUUAUUGUCCAUUAUGAUCCAUAUGUAUGUUUGUUUUGUUCCUUUUUUUUUUUUUUAUGUGCAUAUGUCAUGCUUGAAUGGUUCGAUAUGUUUAGGGAAACAUGUAUGGUUCGGCCUAUGUUAUUCUAGUCCCACUCUUAAAGCUAUGUCAGGUAAGCAUUAGGCUUUUUUAUAUAUUGUGCUAGGAAACUGGUAGCAAAUAUGUUUAACAUAUGUACUUACUUCUACUUGCCUAACCUUGCUUCCUUUUCAACAAAUCGGACCACUAUUUGUGUGUGCAAUUCUGUUACCUUUCAGAUUGCUUAGUACAUCAUAUGACGUUGAUGGAAACAGAUGCAAGAGCAAAUACUAUGGCAGCCAUAUUUGAUAUUAAUAUCCUCUAUCCAAUAGGCUCUGUACUAACCCUAGAAAUAGUUUUAUAUAUUUGCUAGCACUUUUUCCAGUACAUUGUACAGACUAAUUUCUUGCAGUGUAUCAGCCUAUCGUACUUUAAGUGAAAAUAACUUUGCAUUUUUUAAACGUAGGGUACCAUCUAAUAGUUUAUACCAUAAAUUAUGGUAGAGUACAAUAAAAUAAUUUAAAAUUCCUGUUAAUUUCAAAACAAUUCAAACAGUGGUUACUACAGCUAAGCGAGUGUUUCAUGGCUGCUUUUCCUGCAGUGGAUUUCAGAGGUUAAUGUCUCCUAUUGGAUUUCCUGUCACAAUCCCUUUUUCGGAGGAUUACGCUGGUAUCCAACAUGGUGCUCUGCUGUCAAAAGGCAGUACUGACUGGGCAAGUUUAGGAAAAGGUCAGAUGCCACCAAAAUGAAGAAAUCCUUACUGCUUCAAUGUGAAUUCUAAAACUCUACCACCUGUUUUGGAGGUGGAGAGUUUUUUUUGUUUUGAAAGGCGAUUUUCCAUUUUUCUUUCAAACGUUAUCUUUUUUAGUAUUAGGAUUUGAAGCAUUACAAGAGGUGUGCAGUACAUAUGCAUGGAAAAAGUAAAAUUUGAAGGAAUAAAAGGUUUUAAAACAUGUUUAAAAAAAAAAAAAAAAUUGUAAUUGGGAUACCCAUCAUGUAGAUCACCUGUUGUUGUAGCACGUCCAUUCCCAUAAUACUUUGCAAGCCUAAAGCUAGUUGUAGUUGAACAGUUAGUGGACCUGUCUUGUCUGGUCAUCCCUGAUACAUACAGGAAGCAAAUUCUGCUUAUCAAACCUCUUUUAGAAGCAGUAUUGGGAUAUUGAUCUUCUCUGCCUUCUGCAGGGAUUUUGUGAGACAACGUUGAGAAAUGCAGAGAUCAUCAUAGUAAAUGAAGUAAACUGAGUUGCAAUUAAUUUAUAAUUGUGAAUUUCUGUAUUCGACUUCACCACAGCUUUCCUAAUCUAGCAAAUGUUCCAGCCAUUUGGACACUGGUGGUAUCUUCUGUUGAUCUUGAUCUCCAAUGUUCAGUUACACUAGUUUCACUUUAAAUCUUAGCCAUUAUAUAAAUCAGAAGGGGGUUUAUUAGCAGCACUGGGUCUUCAAGCAACCCGAUUAAUAGUGAGUUAAGCUGAGUAACACACUGCUUUAUGCUGCCUGUAUUUUUAGGUGAAACCUUGGGUUUAAAUUACUGGAUCCUAAUUGCCCCACAGCUCAAUUGGAAAUCUACAGACUGCUUCUAAAAAAAAGGGGGAAAAAAGCCUCUAAAAGCUUUAGUGCUUCUCCUUCCCGCACUACAUAGCUGUUCACAAAUGAAAAACAAGUAUUGACACUUAUUGUGUAGAAUGCUGUAUACAUUCUUUGCUCUCUUACUAGCUUCAGCUUUCUUGAUUCCCCUGACCUUUGCCAUUCAAACAUUGAAGGACUCAGCAAAUUAUUAAAUGUCUAAACUUCAAUAUAAUAAAUGACUACACUACCAUCUUACAUACACCACCUUAGAAAGAGUUAUAAAUAAGCUUUAAAAUGUAAAAGGGGGCCUCUUUUGGGUUGGAGAUUCAUGACGCAGAUUUAAGAUUAGAUUAUGUUACAUAAGAGAAGCGUUAACUCUUGUAAUAGCAUUUUCCCUGUAGCACUCAAUGGGAGAGUUGGUAUUCUGUUACAGAAAGUACCGAUUUCUCAUAUAACCGUAUCUAUUCAUUGCUUGAACCCAGUAGUGCUUAAUCCGAGAGCACCCAAAUUAUGUUAAGUGCCUAUUAAUCAUACUACCCUUCAAACCGAUAACCUACAGGAGGACUGUAUAAUGCACUUUAGAGCAGGAUGGCCAAUCGGUAGACCCACAACUAGUUUAGAAUUGAAUCUCCCAUGAUGUUUUUUAGCCACCUCUGUCUAGAAAUCUACUGAAAUGUAAUAAUUCAAAGUUGCCCUUGUUCGCUUUGUCAUCUGAUGAUUUUAGCUCUCUACAAUUAAUAAUAGAAUUGGAGUAACUAUCAGACAUCUUGAGGGUAUGUUUUGCUAGAUUGCUAAAAUAUUAAUUUGUCACCAGAGUAUUUGAUUUUAAUUGUACAAGGUUUGUCUGCCUCAGUUCUAGAAAGCCUCAAUGCUGACCAUUUUAGGAUUUAGCCAGCAUAUAAUUAACUUUGUGUAUCACUAAGCAGUGUGUUGGUUAUAACCCUGUAAUCUCAGCAUGGUUCUAAGGCAGGGCAUAUGUAAUGCUGUUGUAGAUCGUGAAAAAUAAAAUUCUGCUUUAUGGACUGUUUCAAAAUCCAAUUAAAAACAUUCACCAUUCUCCCUG
Molecule: messenger RNA, 13323 nt
Organism: Pelobates cultripes (western spadefoot toad)
Lineage: Eukaryota; Metazoa; Chordata; Amphibia; Anura; Pelobatidae
Source: the annotation of a GenBank genome assembly